Molecule: messenger RNA, 959 nt
Organism: Equus quagga
Lineage: Eukaryota; Metazoa; Chordata; Mammalia; Perissodactyla; Equidae
Gene: MRPS16
Product: mitochondrial ribosomal protein S16
Exons: 4
Biological process (GO): mitochondrial translation
Cellular component (GO): mitochondrial small ribosomal subunit; ribosome
Molecular function (GO): structural constituent of ribosome
Source: RefSeq, a predicted model, not a curated record
CCGUCCCCGGGUUCUCCCAAUACGGACUCCACGCUCCCCCAGGCACGCCCACUCCAAAGAGGGCCGAGAGCGCCCCCAGGGCCGGGCCGGCAAACCGAGCGCGCCUUUCCGCGGCAGCUUAAGGUACGUUGGCGCUCGCCGCGAGGCGUUCGCGGAAGCGGAGGGGCGGGGAGCGGAAGAGGCGGGGCGAGCGGGCCGGCUGCUGGCUGCGCGGCGGCGUUUGGACGCGGGUCGCAGUGGGGUGAGGCGCGCCUCCCGGCAGUGCUGACAGUACGCUGCAGGCCGAGGAGCUGUUUGGUGCGGGCGGCGGGAGCCCGUAGACGCCGCAGCUGGCGCACAGGGCCCGGCGCACGCCGGCUGCGCCAUGGUCCGGCUCAUCCUCGCUCAGACCCUGAGAUCAGUGGCAUUCGUUUUAUAGAUACGCAGCUGAGGCUCCGACAUGGUUACGGAGCAAAGACAUGCACUCUCCUCUGCAAGGCCUACCGUGGAGGCCACUUAACCAUUCGCCUUGCCCUGGGUGGCUGUACCAACCGGCCUUUCUACCGCAUCGUGGCUGCUCACAACAAGAGUCCCAGGGAUGGCCGUUUUGUGGAGCAGCUGGGCUCCUAUGAUCCACUGCCCAACAGUCAUGGAGAGAAACUCGUUGCUCUCAACCUGGAACGAAUCCGGCAUUGGAUCGGCUGUGGGGCCCACCUCUCUGAGCCUGUGGAAAAGCUUCUGGGUCUUUCUGGCUUUUUCCCUCUGCAUCCCAUGGUGAUCACAAAUGCUGAGAGGCUGCGACGGAAACGAGCACGAGCAAUUCUCUUAGUGUCUCAGAAAACAGAUACAGAGGCUGUAGAAACAAAAGCGAGCUGACUUCAGUGAGCAGUGGGAGUAAGGUCAAAGUCUUCUUAAAACACUUGUGCAGAGCUCUUAGUUUUAUUAGAUUUAGAGGUCAAUAAAUGGAGUUUUCUAAGUCA